UCUUUACUCCUGGGUCACAGGGGCAAUACAUGGAGUGAGCUGGACCUCCAGCAAACAGGAUUAAUCAGGCCUGGAGCAAAGGAAAGCGGAGACAAUUCUCCAGAGGGGCCUCUAGAUUGCAGGGAAGGGAGCGCCACUGAACCUUGGCAUCUAAACAAACAACAGGUGUCUCCUGUAUGCUGCCGCGCCAAAGGAUGCAACUGGAGCUGUGUUAGCAAGCGGAGAUGGGGUGCAGGGCUACUGCGAGAAAAGGCUGCAUCAAGCUCCCAGAGACCAGAGCCUUGGGAAGUACAUGUGCUGUGCAUACGUUGUAUAAAGAUGCUGUUCUGACCUAAGGAGGGAGAGUUUUCGUUUGGACCAGCAGGGUAAGAAUAACUAGAACCCAGAGACAUUUGUUCCCAUUGACGCCAAUAGGACAACUCCGAUUGACUUCCGAUGGGAGCAGGAGCCGACCCCGCAUUGAGCCAGCCAGGCUUUCCAGAGGAGACAGUUCCGGGAAAGCCCAAGCUUUCCUGCUGCGCAGCGAUUUGCUUUGCGGUAAUACCGCUCACGAGAAGGACUUAGCGGAGAAACUGGCUCGGAUCCGAGGCACUGGCCCGUUAUUAGCCCGAUCCCAUACUUCUCACGCAGGCAAAACUCUCAAUGACAUCAGGGAGAGCUUUGCCUACGUGCGGAAUAUGGCAAGAGAGUGUGUCAUACCCGGCCCGCCGUUAAAAUGCCUGCAGCAGCUUUUAGUGCGGGAACGUGUUGGUUCGGAUUUAGAGCGUUACCCUGCGCUAUGUUUGCUGCACAAGGCAUUAGGCUACUUGCUCUUAAUGGUCCUUUCAUGGGAGUGUAGCUGCACUGUAAUGACUUGCUGAGCCGUGAGUCAUAGAGGAAGCUACAGGUAAUGUUAGCUGCGAGCCCGGAACCCAAGCGGCUGUCUACCUGCAGUUCACUGGGAACCCUUUCCCCGGCUCGUGCCAACACACACAGGGAUCCGGCCCUUAGCGUUCCAUUAGCAGAACUCCCAUGUGUCUGCAGCUUCCUCCCCGGGUGUGUUCGUGCCCUGCUCGGGCUGGGCGGGAGCGGGGCUGGCCGGCGCUCCUUGGGGUGGGGAAACCAAGUGUGCAAGCCUCAAGCAUCUGUUUGCCAGCGCUGCUUUCUAGUGUAAAACACCUUCCGCCUAGCACAUGGGGGGCCUGGAUUAACUGCAAACGAGCAAGGGGCGGGUGUGGGGGACGGGACUCAGGGAGAGCCCUGGAGAGGAAAGGAGAGCUGGAGAGCAGCGUUCCCUUUGAAACACUAUUAAAAUAACGGAUCACUUCACGUCGAUCGGGCUGAGACUUUUGUCCCAUCUUGAGUAGCAUCAAAAUCAACGAAUGGCAUGGAGCAUGGGGGGUUCAAUGGAGUCAGCGGUGGAGAAGAGGCUCUGGGGGAAACGCGAGGGGCUCCCAGGCUGCUGUGCUCUGCCCCGCUGGACUCCGAGGGGCAUGCAGGCUUGCUGUGGUGAGGAUGAGAAUGUGAGUGACACUGUGGAUUGGCUGUCAUUGGUUACCUGUUUCCCAGCCCUCCAGCUGCAGGGAUCUGUCACAGCAGCUCUCCCCCCCCCCUCUUCUGCUCCCCACACUCUUUCAAUCAAUACCCUCACUUCUCACGGGCUCCAAUCAUUGCACUUUGUCACGCUCUUUAAGUACGCAGCAAAGACGUCAUCUCUGAACGUGGAUCGGAUAGUAGGCACCCAAUAUCUAUAUAAAACUGCUCAAGGCAGAGAAUAGUUAAAAAGGGACAGAGACGGCGAGAGGAAGGGGGCAGAGGAACUGGGCUGCAGACUUUUCGCCUUUAUGAUCGCCACCAAAGUUAUGGGAAGCCCCUAGUCCCCCGCUCCCCCAGCCCGCUGCAGAGGUGACAAGCGACAAAGGGCAUCCGGCUGCAGCAGCCGCGGCUGGGAGCCGAAGAUGUUGCUGGCGGGGAUCAGCAUGUUGUCCUGGCUCGAAGCUGUGCUCACUGCCUUGCUGGCCCUGGGGCUCCUCCUCACCCUGUCCCGGCACUUGUGGACUCUCAGGUGGACUCUGAGCAGGGACCGGGGCAGCGCUCUGCCCCUCCCCAAAGGCUCCAUGGGGUGGCCGUUCUUCGGGGAGACCCUGCACUGGCUUGUCCAGGGCUCUAGCUUCCACAGCUCCCGCCGGGAGAAGUACGGCCACGUGUUCAAGACCCACCUGCUGGGCAAGCCUGUCAUCCGAGUGACCGGGGCCGAGAACAUCCGCAAGAUCCUGCUGGGGGAGCACAGCCUGGUCAGCACCCAGUGGCCCCAGAGCACCCAGAUCAUCCUGGGCUCCAACACCCUGCUCAACUCCAUCGGCGAGCUGCACCGCCAGCGGAGGAAGAUCCUGGCUAGAGUCUUCAGCCGCGCUGCCCUGGAGAGCUACCUCCCUGGGAUCCAGAAGGUCGUGAGCUGGGAGCUGCGGGGCUGGUGCAGGGAGCCUGGCUCCGUCGCGGUUUAUUCCUCCGCUAAAACUCUGACUUUCCGCGUUGCAGCUCGGGUUCUGCUGGGCCUCAGCCUGGAAGAAAAGCAGUUUAAGGACCUGGCCAAAACCUUUGAGCAACUGGUGGAGAAUCUGUUCUCCUUGCCCCUGAACAUCCCGUUCAGUGGGCUGCGCAAGGGGAUCAAAGCCCGGGAUAUGUUACAUGAGUACAUGGAGAAAGCCAUAAUGGAAAAACUACAAAGAAAGAACUCGGAAGGUCAUAGUGAUGCUCUGGAUUUCUUAAUAAACAGUGCCAAGGAGCAUGGCAAAGAAUUCACCAUGCAGGAGCUGAAGGAGUCAGCGAUUGAGCUGAUAUUUGCUGCUUUCUUCACCACUGCUAGUGCCAGCACUUCUCUGAUUCUUCUGCUACUGAAACACCCCUCGGCGGUAGAAAAAAUAAGACAGGAACUGGUGUCCCAUGAAUUGCAUAGGCAGUGCCAUUGCCUUUCGCCUGCAGUCUCCCAAAAGAACCACCCAUAUAUUGAACCCUGCCAAGAUACACCGAUGGUCCAGGAGAAAGAAAGGAAGGACAGUGACUCUCAACAGCGUCUCCUCUCCACGCCAGAAGGGACACCGAAGAAUCAAAGUCAGCAACUUGAUCUAAAGGCAGAAGGAGAGGCUGGGGGUGGUUUUAUCCGGCGGCCUCCUCUCCUUAAGGAGCUCACGUUAACCAGAAUGACACAAGAAACAAUUAGUUUGAAUACAAACGAUCAUUAUUCAAACCACAGGCAAGAGGAAGCCGGCCAGCCGCCCAGCAGGUUCGAGGUGCCCACAGGGCCAGUGAUUCCAGAGGCAGAGUGUCAUUGUCAGCCUGAGAUGAACUUGGAUAAACUGAGCCGUCUGCGCUACUUGGACUGUGUGAUUAAGGAGGUCCUUCGCGUGCUGCCGCCCGUUUCUGGAGGCUACAGGACUGCCCUGCAGACCUUUGAGCUGGAUGGCUACCAGAUCCCCAAGGGCUGGAGCGUGAUGUACAGCAUCCGAGACACCCACGAGACCGCGGCCGUGUACCAGAGCCCCCCCGAGAGCUUCGACCCGGACCGGUUCGGCUCGGCCCGGCAGGAGGACGGCAAGGGGGCAGGACGCUUCCAUUACAUCCCCUUCGGCGGGGGGGUCAGGAGCUGCAUCGGCCAGGAGCUGGCCAAGGCCAUCCUCAAGCUGCUGGCCAUCGAGCUGGUCAGCACGGCCCGCUGGGAGCUGGCCACCCCCAGCUUCCCCGAGAUGCAGACGGUGCCCAUCGUGCAUCCCGUGGACGGGCUGCAGCUCUUCUUCCACCCCCUGCAGCCCGGCGGCGCCAGCACCCGCCGCCAGGCGUCCCGGGAAGCUUGAGCCUUCGCCGCGGCCUCUCGCGCUGGGGCGGGCUGCGGGCAGGGCGAGAGCGGACGCCGCCCGCAGCAGAUCUCAGAAGGGCCGGGCGUGGGGGACAAGCACCAGGAUUUGUACCGACCGGGCACAGAAAGCUGGACACGAGCCCCUGGCCCCGUUUCCUUUUCGCAGUGCCCUGCAGCGGGGCUGGGAUCCGGCUUCUGAGAGGGGGCCUAGCCCAUCCAUCCCCUCCUUCUCGGUGCCCUGCUGCUGCCCACCACGGCAACAGGAGAGGGGCUCCGGAUGAAGCAGCAAAUCCGGUGAGAUCUCCUUUUCGUCCGCUUGCACAUUAGAAAGGCUUGGUUUGUGCCAUCCUCACUGAACCCGGGGUGGGGAAAACCAGGGCCCAGAUGCACUCCGAGGGGUCCAAACCACCGAGAAAGAGUGCAAGAUCCAAGUAUGCAGUUUCCUUAAACUUCAAAGUGUUGGCAGACCUAGAGGUGUUGGCUGGGGGGAAGAAACCAACGGUUCUAGAUUUUAAAACAGACUCUCCGGGGAUUUAGAUUCACCUGCUACCUCUCACCUGACUCUUGAAAGUUUAGGGGAACGCCCUAUCCACUGAACAGCCUUCCAAGCCACACUGUUGUCCUGAUCAGCCCUCCUGCCCCCUUCCUUCUGAUCGCAUAGAGAAUAAUGCAGAAAGGAGAGAAAAAUAACUCUCUCUAGCACAUUUUCAUUACAGCGCAUGGCUAGAGAUGGCCUGGAAUUUCCUGUUCCACAUGCAGAAGAGUUAUGCCGUAUGGGAUACAUGUAUUUGUAAGGGGGGGAGUGGGUUUUUUUCACGUUGUGCCAUAGCCUUUUAGAUUUUUCCAUGGAUAUUUAAAAAGAGAAAAAUCUAAGGGGUCACUGCAAUCUGACAGGUUCAAACCUGUCAGAUACAUCCCAAUUAUCUGUAACUUUCUGAUAACUCUCUAACUUCCGAUAGAUUAAUGUAAAGAGUUUGUUUGUAUUUCAUCUCACUCCGACACUUUCCAUGAGAGCCCAGAUGAUAAAGAUGCAUUCUGAUAGUACUGUAUAUUAAUAUUGUCCAUUAACACUGUAUCAUAGUAAGGACUGUGCUGCUAUUAUUAAGGAUCCAUCAUUAAAUCCCAUUUUCAAAGUAAAUGUGCCCUAGAGUUUAGUUGCAGGUUGAAACCUGCAUGAGAGAAUCAGAUUUCAACAGGGAAGUGAUCUUUUUAAAAUAAACAUUUAAAGAGUCAGGACAUUUAACUAUUUGAUUUUGAAAAGUUCCUGAUUUUAAAGACCGAAAACCAUUUCUUGUGCAUACACUCUGGUCCCUCUUCCAGAAUAAUGAUUUCAAUAUUUAUAGUGAUAGUCACAUUACAGUAACUAUCAGAGCAGCAGUGAGCAACAAGACCACUUGUCAUGCAGCAUAUGGUGCACAAUGACUUAAAUAUGGAUUCAUGUGGAGUUAAGGUUGGGUGCUGAAUGACCUGUUAGAAGGUCUCUGAAUACUGUCUGCACUGCCAUUUCCUGCUCUUCAAUUCCAGUAUUUUUCUUUUUCCCCUUGUAAAAGAAUUUCUCACAGAUAUUUUGUAAUGGUAAAAUGAAAGGUCUGUGGUGCCUACCUUUCAUGUCCAUGAAUGGAAAUGGCAGUUACAUUGGAGCGUUGAGAGGAGAGUUUAGGGUAAUACUAAGUAUUAUUUGUGUAGAUUAGUGAAUACAUUAUUUCAUUUUCACUUAGGGCAUGAUGGCAGCCCACUGGUGUCAAUGGAAAGCCUUCACUGGGCUUUGGCUAAGGCACAUCGUACAUACUGUCUGUCUAAAAGGUGGGGGGAAGCAAGGAAAUGGAAACAUCUGAUAAUUACUUUUCAUACAUGUUGAUGGAAAAUAUGGCUACUCCUGCUCUAGGUCAAGCUCUUGUGCAAUAUUAAAAUGUAUCAGAUCGCUGAGAGGUCGAACAGAACACCUACAUCCCCAAACCUGUUAUCCGUAGGAUGAAGUUGCCCUUUGUGAAGGCUGACACAUUGGUUCCUAGGAUAAUUUCUCCCACGACACUUCUGCCCUAAAUAAACUUUCUUGUCCUUCUGCAAUCUCCCAAAACGAGGAAAGUCAAAAUAUUUGAGCCCCCUUGCCUUAAAUGGUAACCCACUGCCUGAAAACCAACCGGAAUGAUUUAUUAUUCUGUUAGCCAGAGUGUUAGCAGCCACCGCCCAGCUAACUUACCUGGAUCAGUAUUCCUAAUUAAACAUCAGAAAGUCGGGUAACAUAAUUUCACUCCAUGCAGCAUCUCAGCUACCUAGAGCAGAAACAUGGCUUCCAAAUGUGACAGGUCAAAUCUGGAAAAGGUUGUACUGAAAGUCGGAGUUAAGUGUUGUUGGCAGGUUGACCCUUUAGUGAACCAGAAGCCUCUGCCCUCCUGACCUUGUCUUUAAGGUGAAUCUUUGUGGUGAACGGAGGGGAAAUCAGUAGGCGGUGGAUACAAGUGUCAAUGACUAACUUUAAUUAGCACAACCACUGAACUGAUCUAUCCAAACGCUAGUGACGCUAUUGUGAUCCUCUUAAAGAAAAGUAGGCGAACCUUUGAUCCACCUCCAGUUCCGUUUUAUUUCGGUGGGACCUGGCCGCUCACCUAGGCAAUAAUCGGCUGGGGAGCCGACUGGCAAAUGCAGCUCUGGAGCCUCCUCCCGCAGCUUGGAUGAGAAGCAAUCGUCGAUUCUUCAGGACCAAGCUCAAAAAUUACCCUGAACACUAACACUGUAACCGCGUUGUUCAAUAACGUAAUGUGAAUCUAGUAAAAAAAAAAGACUUGAAACUGAUGUUGUUUUUCUAAUAAACAUGAGCAUUUGCAAGUGAA
Molecule: messenger RNA, 6663 nt
Organism: Chrysemys picta bellii (western painted turtle)
Lineage: Eukaryota; Metazoa; Chordata; Testudines; Emydidae
Product: cytochrome P450 26C1
Biological process (GO): sterol metabolic process
Molecular function (GO): heme binding; monooxygenase activity; oxidoreductase activity, acting on paired donors, with incorporation or reduction of molecular oxygen
Source: RefSeq, a predicted model, not a curated record